AAAUGGUGCCAGGUGUCACCAAAGUGAAAACAAUCCAAUAAAGACAUAUUUUUCAUACUUUUUACCCUUUGUAAGACAUGUGUGUAUGCUUGGUAGGUAGUCGGGAUGUGCAUUGGGUUGGUGGCUCCGGCCAUUUUGUUUGAUUUUGGUUGGUUAGAGUAUGGAUAAGGGUGUUUGGCGAAGGGCGCAGUCGAACAAAGACAGAGAAGACAUGGACGGCUCACACAGUAUUUGUACAACGAAUUGCUUUUGAUAAGAACGAGGACUCCAUACAGUAUUUCCUCACUCAAAAGUGGCAGAAACCUCACCCAAUUGCUGGACGUUCGUUUCUCAGCAUCCACAUUUUUGUUGGGGAAUUUGUAUCAGCCACCCUUCUUCCACCCCCCUCACCAACUUCCAAACGAUAUCUCUGAUUGAGCACACCUCCAUUGCCUUAUGUUGAAUAAGUCGAAAAGAUCAUUCGCCUUUAACGCCGGGAAACCCAUUUUGAAUAAGUGAGUGAGGCAAGUUUAAUCUUCCGACCUCAGGAAUUGUUCGUUGGGUCAUGAUAACUUGUUGAAAAGGAAUCCAACGUAUGAUAACUUUUGCGACCAUGAGGAGCUUCAGAAGUGUUCCAUGCCUGGGAGGGCUUUUGGUGGGCGCUAUUAUUGGCGUGGUGUCCGGACAACCGACGGUGAAGUUCACCGUGUGGGGAAAUUUGAUUCUCAAUGCGGGGUAUGGAUUGGAUUACGCAAAUGUCACAUGCACAGCCACCUCUGACGCUCCUGAUGGGGAGUUCAUUUGGAUGAUCGGGGAGAAGACCCUUGACAACUCCAAUCCUGUUAACCUUGUUGACCCUGGUACCUUCAGCCAAGUUUUCAAAGUCAAACCUUUCGUCAGAUACAAUGAUUUGCCGCUACGUUGCAAGUACAUCGAAAAGGAUUCCUCUGGACAAGUUUUGUCCGAAGAUGAGGAUAAGCUGAUGUUGAAAAUUACCAAAAUCGAUCUGCCCACGAAAAUCAAUGCUGGAAAGUAUUUGAAAGGAGGACCAGUGGAACUUUCCUUCGAGUUUAAAGUGUUUCCAAAGCCUGAUGAAAAAGACAUGUUUUGGGUGGUCAGAGACAUGGUCAAUGAUACAACAAAAAAAUAUGGGCUGGAUACCUCAAUGGACGGUCUUGAAAUCCUGCCAAUUAUGCAGGUGGGAGACGAAACUUAUAGAACAACUCUUACGAUCAACAAUGCCUCGGAAAUUGAUGCCAAAAAAUCUUAUGCUUUUCACAUUAUCCACUUGAAAAAAGAAAGAAC
This is a messenger RNA of Tigriopus californicus, 1284 nucleotides long. RefSeq lists its product as uncharacterized. Lineage: Eukaryota; Metazoa; Arthropoda; Copepoda; Harpacticoida; Harpacticidae. The record is from RefSeq and is a predicted model, not a curated record.